AUGGAUCAUCCAGCUAUAUUUUUAACUUUAGUCAAUUUAAGCGGUGGUAUGAUGGGAUACCAACGUAAAGGGUCACUAAUAUCUCUACUUGGUGGAACUACUUUAUCUGCAACAUUUGCAAGAGCAGCAUAUUUAAUUCGUUACAAAAUAGAUGUAGCACAAGGGAUUUCCAUUGCAUUGUAUUCAUCUUUAGUGUUAUUUAUGGUAGGGAUGAUUAGAGGUGUAUCUAGUAAUUUUGAAAAGCAAGUCCCUAUUAUUCUAAUAUGUUUUGGAUUGUUAAGUAGUUUAUAUUAUUUUUAUAAAUCUACCAUCUAUUAA
Messenger RNA from Naumovozyma dairenensis CBS 421, 318 nucleotides. It is a transcript of the gene TMH11, whose product is annotated as Tmh11p. The transcript has a single exon. Gene Ontology annotation, cellular component: membrane. The record is from RefSeq and is a predicted model, not a curated record. The coding region runs from base 1 to 318 and encodes 105 amino acids. Lineage: Eukaryota; Fungi; Ascomycota; Saccharomycetes; Saccharomycetales; Saccharomycetaceae.